Messenger RNA from Effrenium voratum, 855 nucleotides. Lineage: Eukaryota; Dinophyceae; Suessiales; Symbiodiniaceae. The record is from the annotation of a GenBank genome assembly.
UUUGGCUGUUGAGUGAGGGAAACAAGCCCAAGCCGCACUUUGCCCAACAUGGGCGCGUCACAUUCGGUGGCCAACUCGUGCCAGAGGAAAUGUUGCCAAAAUGCGGACGACAACGACGAUGUGGAUGCAUCCAUUUCAACCAUGGAGGACUCGCACCAUGUUUCUGGGUGGUUGCUAGCUGAAGUUGUGCCAGGCAAGCCAACGUGUGGCAAGCAGCCCGAGCAUCAAGCCAGCGAGGCCACCAAAGAGUGCUGCGCCGGCUGGGGCUACUCCGCUAAGUCAGGACGAUUUGCGAAAGUUGCAGGAUGCAUACAUGGAGGAGCGCGCUCGUCACAUGAGGUUGCACCAGAAGCGCCAGAUGGAGCUGCAGCAGCAGCGAAAGUUUCAGUUGCAGCUCAGGACUUCUUUGGGGCCAGCCAGCGCCGACAUUCCAAUGCUCAUGCACAGGUCGCAAUCACCUGGAGAUGCGCACGACUUGCGGGUCCAAAGCUCGGCUCUGGGCAACCGUGCUUCCGGAGGUCCUGAGCCGCAGCUUACUUUGACCCAUGUCCCCAUCGUCAUGUUUGAUGAUGAUUGAAUGAGUGAGAGGUAUGUCUCUCCCGGCCUGGCGCAUGCAUUAGCUGCUAUUGCGCCAUCUUCCAAAUUUGUAGUUUGUUCAAUUAUGCAUCGCAUUUUUUGCGAUUGUUUCACAAACGUAGCAUUUGACGGCCAGUCACAUCUGAAUCUCUGGCUGAAACUCUUCAUCCCAUCAGCAUCACAUUGCGAAAUUUGGAUUCGUUCCUUUAGAGUCCACUGAUGCUUGCCUGCGGCUUAGAAUCCCUUGGAAGGAGUGGUGUUAACAGUUCUGUACUCGAA